Messenger RNA from Camellia sinensis, 4002 nucleotides. Its product is annotated as protein transport protein SEC24 A-like. Gene Ontology annotation, biological process: endoplasmic reticulum to Golgi vesicle-mediated transport; intracellular protein transport; COPII-coated vesicle cargo loading. Gene Ontology annotation, cellular component: COPII vesicle coat; endoplasmic reticulum exit site. Lineage: Eukaryota; Viridiplantae; Streptophyta; Magnoliopsida; Ericales; Theaceae. The record is from RefSeq and is a predicted model, not a curated record. Gene Ontology annotation, molecular function: SNARE binding; zinc ion binding.
AAACGUUGUUGAGUAAUUUCAUUCCAACUCCUAUAUUCCUCUUCUUUCUCUUCAAUCUCUCUACAUAACGAUCCCUCGGUAGCUUCGUCUCUCUCUCUCUCUCUCUCUACUGAAUUGCCUUCGCAGCCCAAAUCCAAUUCACUGUUGCAGUAAUUGUGCUUUCUGUCGCCAAUCGCCGAUGCUCUACAACUUUGGUUCGCACUCUUCUCCGGCGCGAUCUUCAAUUCACUACACCGCCGAUUCGUUACAUCACUGCUGGAGUUACCUUCAAUGCGAAUUUGAUCCCCGAUUAUUCACGGGAGCAUAGCCAUUGGAAGGAGAUCAAGUGUGAAAUAUGGAAACCAUGGGGACAAAAAAUCCUAACCGUGGAAAUUUCCAUCAAAGACCUAGUCCUCCACCCUUUGCUGCUGUUUCUCAGAGUACGACAUCUUUUUUAUCAUCUGGCCCUGUGGUUGGAUCGGAGGCCCCUGCUUUUAGACCCACACCACUAAGUGCUCCACAGACUACAAGGCCUUUCUUAUCGUCUGGGCCCAUGGUUGGAUCAGAAGCAUCUGGUUUUAGACCUACACAAACAGGUAAAUAUGAUGAUCCAUCUAUACCUCCUCCACCAUCAUCAUAUGCUCCACCAUCUGUUGGACCUUUCCAGCGUUUCCCAACACCACAAUUUCCUUCAACAGCUCAAGUAGCCUUUCCAUGCAAUUCUGCUCUGGGGCAGCCAGUUUUUUCUCCACCAAUUAGACCUCCAGCAGGUCAUGUUCCAUCCCCGCCAUCUUCUCUUCAUCCACAACCCCAGGUACCAUAUGUGCCGAUGGGAUCACCCCCUCAGAGCAUAAACCAUAUGCCAUCAAGCAUGAAUGUACCUCCAUCAUCUUUAGAUCCGUCGUUUUCUGCUCCAAGGACAACCUUGGAGUCAUCACAGUCGGCUUUUCCUGGUUAUCCUAGUAUGCCAUCUAAGGUAGUUACACAGCCUCCACCUGUACAGUCUACCCCUUUUGCUACCCGUCAGGGAGGUUAUGGUCCCCCCCCACCUGCGACAUCUUCCCCUUUUCUAGCUCAUCAAGGAGGUUACGUUCCCCGUCCACCUGUUGCUGCUCCUUUAGGUGUCUAUUCAAGGGAACAAAUGCCACACCAAGGCUCUGGACCACAAAUGGGAGCUGUGCAGGGCUUGACUGAAGACUUCAGCUCUCUGUCUCUUGCUUCUGUCCCUGGAACAACAAUUGAUCAGGGAUUUGAUUCUAAAGCAUUACCAAGGCCAUUGGAUGGUGAUGUGGAGCCAAAGUCUUUUGCUGAGAUGUAUCCCAUGAAUUGCAGUUCUAGAUAUCUACGUCUUACAACUAGUGCUAUUCCAAAUUCUCAGUCUUUGGUUUCAAGGUGGCAUUUGCCUCUUGGAGCAGUUGUGUGCCCUCUUGCAGAAGCUCCUGAUGGGGAGGAGGUGCCGAUAGUUAACUUUGCCCCAACUGGCAUUGUUCGUUGUAGAAGAUGUCGAACAUAUGUGAAUCCAUACGUGACAUUCACAGAUGGUGGAAGAAAGUGGCGCUGCAACAUCUGUGUUUUGCUUAAUGAUGUUUCGGGUGAUUAUUUUGCCCAUUUAGAUGCCAGCGGCAGAAGAGUUGAUUUGAAUGAACGGCCUGAGCUUAGCAAGGGAGCCCCUGCUGAAUAUAUGGUGCGGCCUCCAAUGCCUCCACGAUACUUUUUCCUCAUUGACGUAUCGAUAUCCGCUGUUAGAAGUGGAAUGCUUGAGGUUGUGGCACAAACUAUUAAGUCUUGUUUGGAUAAAUUGCCUGGCUGUCCCAGAACACAAAUUGGGUUCAUAACUUUUGACAGCACCAUACAUUUUUAUAACAUGAAGUCGUCUUUGACGCAGCCUCAAAUGAUGGUGGUCUCAGAUCUGGAUGAUAUAUUUGUUCCUUUGCCUGAUGAUCUCCUUGUCAACUUGUCAGAAUCAAGGACUGUGGUGGAUGCUUUUCUAGAUAGUUUAUCCUCGAUGUUUCAGGACAAUGUGAAUGUGGAAUCUGCUUUUGGUCCAGCUCUUAAAGCAGCAUUUAUGGUUAUGGGCCAACUUGGUGGUAAAUUGUUGAUUUUCCAGAAUACACUGCCUUCACUUGGUGUUGGCCGCUUAAGGUUGCGUGGAGAUGAUUUUCGUGUUUAUGGAACAGAUAAAGAGCAUGUGUUAAGAAUACCUGAAGAUCCAUUUUACAAACAGAUGGCUGCUGAUUGUACCAAGUGUCAGAUAGCAGUGGAUGUAUAUGCAUUCAGUGACAAGUACACUGAUAUAGCUUCACUAGGAACUUUGGCAAAAUAUACUGGUGGUCAAGUAUAUUACUAUCCGAGCUUCCACUCAGCCAUUCACAAAGAGAAGUUGAGACAUGAGUUAGCCAGAGAUCUUACAAGAGAAACUGCCUGGGAAGCUGUCAUGCGCAUAAGAUGUGGAAAAGGUGUGAGGUUCACAUCUUACCAUGGGAAUUUUAUGUUGCGGUCCACGGAUUUGUUAGCGCUUCCAGCUGUAGACUGUGAUAAAGCUUAUGCAAUGCAGUUGAAUCUUGAAGAAACAUUAUUGACCACUCAGACUGUAUAUUUUCAAGUUGCUUUGUUAUACACUUCAUCUUCUGGAGAGAGGCGUAUCAGAGUACAUACUGCAGCGGCGCCAGUAGUUGCAGAUCUAGGAGAGAUGUAUCGCCAGGCUGAUACUGGUUCCAUUGUUUCUUUGUUUUGUAGGCUAGCAAUUGAGAAAACUCUGUCAUAUAAACUGGAAGAAGCUCGAAACUCAGUUCAACAGAGGAUUGUCAAAGCCCUGAGAGAAUAUAGGAACCUAUAUGCUGUGCAGCAUCGCUUGGUAGGCAGGAUGAUAUACCCAGAAACACUGAAGUUCUUGCCUUUGUAUGGCUUAGCACUAUGUAAGUCAAUAGCCCUUCGUGGUGGAUACGCUGAUGCACAGCUCGACGAACGCUGCGCAGCAGGGCACGCCAUGAUGACUUUACCAGUUAAAAGAUUGUUGAAGUUGCUAUAUCCUAAUUUGGUUCGGAUUGAUGAGUAUCUUGUAAAGGCAUCUUCAAUGGCUGAUGAGUUUAACAUUUCAAGGCUACCACUUAUGGCAGAUAGCUUAGAUUCCAGAGGCCUUUAUGUUUAUGAUGAUGGUUUCCGGUUUGUUAUCUGGUUUGGUAAAAUGCUUUCACCUGAUAUAGCUAUGAACCUACUGAGGGAAGACUUUGCAACAGACUUUUCGAAGGUUACUCUGUGUGAGAAUGACAGUGAAAUGUCAAGAAAGAUGAUGGCAGUAAUUAAGAAAUUUAGAGAGAUCGACCCUUCAUAUUAUCAGCUAUGUCACCUUGUAAGACAAGGUGAACAACCUAGAGAAGGUUACUUUCUCCUUGGAAACCUAGUUGACGACCAGACUGGUGGUAUAAGCGGUUAUUUAGAUUGGAUUCUGCAUAUGCACCGGCAACUGCAACAAAAUGCAUAGUACAGAGAUUUUACACUGUAGCUGGGGAUGGCUUGUUCCAACCUUUUCUCUUUCCAGACGACCAAAUGUUUUAUUUGAAGCUCGGAAAUAUUCUGGAUUCAGUUGCUGCUUCCCCACAAAGCAUGGGUGGUUGAUUCGAUGGAAACUGGUUGCAGAGUCAGAUAUGCAAACAACAAUUUGUGGGUUCAUUGCGAGAUUUAGCUGUUUUUUUUAUGGAAAGAAUCUGAUAAAAUUUGUGUGGUUUAUUACCUACUGUUGACGAUAACAAUUUUUUUUUUUGAGCAGGUGAUACGUCCAGUCGUUAAGUAAUAUACAUGAUGUCUGUUUACAUACUUUUGAGAUAUUAUUAAGGCAAUAGACUAGUAUUUAUGUUACUUUCGUGUGGUGCAUUUUGUUUAAAUAUUAGCAUGGGAUAGACAUACGCUGAACUUGGGUCCUUGUGAGAUGGACCCAACUUAACCUAGACUUGAGAAAAUCGAAAUAGAAGUGGAUGCUACUCUGGUGGUGAAUUUUCUAAAUAAUAACAACGAUCAUCAUCAUCA